Messenger RNA from Sinocyclocheilus grahami, 2828 nucleotides. RefSeq names its product CDC42 small effector protein 1-like. The coding region runs from base 436 to 663 and encodes 75 amino acids. Lineage: Eukaryota; Metazoa; Chordata; Actinopteri; Cypriniformes; Cyprinidae. Gene Ontology annotation, biological process: regulation of Rho protein signal transduction. The record is from RefSeq and is a predicted model, not a curated record. Gene Ontology annotation, molecular function: small GTPase binding. Gene Ontology annotation, cellular component: plasma membrane. The transcript has 6 exons.
GUGGCGCUGAUGGUCUCUGGUUUGAACUGUUUUCUCAUUAAUGGGGAAACUUCAACCACACCUCAGUGAUCUAAACAGAGUCAUUUCCACCAACAGCUCUCCCGCACAAGAGUUGCUUCACUCCAGCCGCUCACUGGGGCUCUCGUUUGCCUCUAAGACUCAUCUGUAACAGCUCUGCCUCAUAUAAACCCCAUAGUCCUACAGAAUCAACUGGAAAUUAGGGCCCCAGAAUAACUGAGGGAAUAAGGGGUCUUGUAUAUGUACUUAAAGCAAAGACAUCAACAAGGAUUCUGUCAGUGAUCAGGACAGAGCUUCUUGGACGAGCCACGGCUAAUAUCGCUGGGUGUUGAGGAUUAGAUUCUCUCUCUAUCUUGUCUCUAAACGGCCUGCAGGGUGGCGAGAGAGAGGGGGGAACCCAACCGGUGCUUGCCGGAGAUGAGUGCGUUCUGGCAUAAGAUCGGCUGCUGCGUGGUAGCCAAACCUCCUCCGAAGAAGAAACGGAGGAGAAUUGACCGUAGCAUGAUUGGAGAGCCCACAAACUUCAUUCAUCUGACACACAUAGGCUCUGGUGAAAUGGCAGAUGGCAUGCAGCCGUCUGGCCCAAUGCAGGAACAAAUGAGAUCCAAAGUGCCUCACGCUAAUGGACGAAACAGCUUGUUAUAGCCUCUUUACCUGCUUUUUUGUUUUUUACCCGAAGCCCCAGUGAGUGUCCUCAGCAGAACCUGUGCAGCUAGCAGCACUGCACCAAUGAGGAGGAGAUAAAGAGCAGAUCCUGAUCACCAAAACGACAACCUCCUUGCUGCAGCUACCAACAUGGAUGCCACCUCUGCAGGUUUCUUAUGUUUUGGAUCCUCUGGAAUGUCUCAGAGGAGACGUUUACCCCCCCCACACACUCUAAGACUGUCAUUAAAUUUGGACCGGAUUGUAUGAGAACGCCUGACAAAGAGUGUGAAUGUGUGCCGUGUGCAUUUAAGACACUGGCUGUGCUUGCUGUGGAAGAGGAAAGGCUCUUAUCGCUUUAACACAGGGGACCAUUUGACUGCCUUUCCAAAGUUAUAACUGGCAUGUUUGUCACAGUCUGUCAUUGAUAAGGAUGUGCGCAAGUGUGUGUUUGCUUUUGUUUUGUAAUGGAAAUGUUUGUGCACCAAUACCAUUAUAGUGUCUCCAAUUGCUUGCAUUAGCAGUUGCACAAAUUAGUGCAUUAUACAAAGCAAUCUGGUAUGUGUAUAGAAGAUGAAUAUAAUAUGAAAAUAUGGCUUUUUUUUAAUUUCCACAUGUCUGAUAUUGCAUUGACAAAUAAUGGCCUUUAUAACUAUAAAGGAAUAGUUUAAAAAAUACUAAUUUAUUCACCUUCAAGUCAUUCCAAACCCAUAUAAGUUUCUUUUAUCUGUGGGGAAAAAAUUAUACAUUUUCAUACAGUGAUUUUCAGUACAACAUCAAUGCGGAUUGACAAUGUUUAAGCUGUAAAAUAAAAAUAUCGAAAAGUGGCUCAUAUUCCAAGUUUUCUGAAGUUUUCCAUUUGCUUUGUGUGAGGAACAGACCAAAUGUGUCAUUAUUCAUUGAUUAUCGUCCCCUCAAGUGAACUCUUAACUUGAGAAUUACAUGCUACAGGAACAUUGAGUCGAUAAUUUGGGAAGCGAUCGUAGGGCUUCAAGGUGACUUGGAAUAUAAAAUGACUUUUGUGGACCAUAUUUUGUGCUUAUUUAAAUUUUUUGGGGUGGGGGAGCAACUAACAGGCACUGAAUUGUUGUUGUAUUGAAAAAAAACUGCAUGAAAAUUCUUUAAAAAUUCUCCACUGUAAAAAAAAUAACCGCGUUUAAGUCUGGAAGGAUGCAAGGAUGAGUAAAUAAUUUUUUUAGGUUAAUUAUUCCUUUAAUCCCUAAGUAUUAGAAAAAGGCUAUUAUCUGUUUAUCUGAGUGGAGACUUUGAACGGUGGCUUCCUGCCAGUAGCGAGCCACUGCCCUUUGUCAUUGAAACCACAUUUAGUCUCACUUUCACACAUCAAGCUCCACCCCACACACAAGCUCAAACACACACUCUCUGUUUCCAGUCCUCACACGGCACCACGAUUAAAUCACUGUUUCACACACUUUGUGGAUUUUACUCUGUACUUUGUUUUUGAAUGUAGCACAAUGUUGGGCUGAAAUGUUAAACACAAUGUUUUUGCUUUUAAUUGUGAUGUUUUAUUUUGAAUGCAUUGCUUUGCAAGAUCCCAAACUGUAAUUUACUUUAAGUGUUUGCUGUAAUUUGUUAGGGAAUGUCAUAGGACAAAAUGUGCGUAGAGAAAGCUUUCAGAAUGUUCAUGUUGCUUUAGAAAUCCAGUGUUUUUGCAUUUCAUUCUUAGCUGACAGUGUAGAGAAACGUGCAGAUGUUUGCAUCUCAGCCGAAGACCUCGACAGCUCCCUUAACUUAAUUAUGCAUGUUUCUUGCAGAUUUUCUCACUUUUUGGUUUUGUUUGUUUUUUUUUUGUUUUUUUUUUAAGUAUCUGUCUUUUUAAAACCAUAAUGUUUGUGCAAAGCCCUCAUUAGGCUCUUUUUGUCUUUAAUACUUUUAUUCUUCUUUACUUUUUAAAUUUUUUUUAUAAACGUCUUUUAGUCUAUUAGUCCAACUGAUUGAUUUUGUGAUUAAAUGGGAGCAGUAAUAGUGUUCUGUUCAUAUGGCAUGGUGUUAUGUUGAUGAAUGUUUUUGUUGUGCUUUGGUUCGUAACAAUACAGUUGUACAAAGAGCAGUCUGUUGGGUUUUUAUUGAGACACGCACAGUAUUAUUAUCUAAUGUGUAUUUUCAAAAAUGCUCUUGAGAUAAUUUGAGAAAGGUUGAUAAAUUAUAUA